AUGGCUUCUCCUGAGAAGCUACCAUACAUUGAGCCAACAAACCAGCCUAGCAUUACGAUAAACCAUUCAGACGACAUAUCAGCUGUGGCAGAUACCCAUUCAGCAUCAGAACUAAGACCUGACCCGGAAAAAGUAUCAUCGACACCAGAGCGAGAUGCAGAGGCAGGAAACAAAUCACAGGAGCCACGUCCAGUGCCUGUUCCUCGAUGGAAACGACGCGGCCUUUUUGGUUCGCUAACGUUGAUCUCUGAGGUUGACAAUCCGAGAGCAUAUCCACGCUCGACGAAAUGGAUUCUGACUUGUACUGUGUCGUUGGCGACACUUAUUGCGCCUAUGGGAACGUCUAUUUUUUACCCUGCCCUGCGUGAGGUCGAAAGCGAUUUACACACAAAUGCCACCGUCACCAAUCUAUCUCUGGCUUUCUACUUGUUAGCAAUGGCAAUAUUUCCAUUGUGGUGGUCAAACUGGGCAGAAGCAUUCGGAAGACGCACAAUCUAUCUCAUAUCUUUCGCCCUCGGAGUGGUAUUCGCCGUGUUAGCCGCCAUUUCAAACUCGAUUGGCAUGCUCGUUGCCGUCAGACUCCUAAGCGGUGGCUCAUCAGCAUCCGUUCAAGCUGUCGGGGUUGCUUCGAUAUCCGAUCUGUGGGAGCCACGAGAGCGAGGACGUGCCAUGGGCAUUUUCUUUCUUGGUCCACAGUUAGGUCCGUUUUUGGCACCAAUUAUCGGUGGUGCUUUGGCGAAUAGAUGGGGGUGGAGGAGCACGAUGUGGUUUGUGGUGAUAUUGGCUGCAGCUAUGCUUCUCAUGUUAUUAAUUAUUCUGCCGGAGACAUCGAUGAGAAAAGAGACGACAUGGCGUACGCGAGUCAAUCAGAAGAUUGGAGAGCGGAACGUAUUCAUGAGAACGAUUAUUCUGCUAAGAAUCCUCUUGAUAGACCCAUUCUCCGCGCUUCUAGUACUACGCUACCCAGCAAUGUUCCUGCCCAUGUUCUACAUCGGAAUCGUCACGAUUUAUUUCUACGUCCUCAACAUCAGCAUUCAAAAUACAUUUGCCAACCCACCUUACAACUUUAGCACCCUGAUUGUUGGGUUACUGUAUAUUCCGUCUUCGCUGGGUUAUAUCUGUGGCAGUAUCAUUGGCGGUCGAUGGAUGGACUAUGUCAUGCAGCGUGAAGCUAGAAAGGCGAAUCGAUUCGAUGCCAAUGGAAAACCUAGAGUCUAUCCGGAAGAGCGUAUGAAGGAGAACACUUGGGUUGGAGCUUUGCUCCCUGUGGCUGCGUUGCUGUGGUAUGGUUGGACGGCCGAGCAUGGUGUAUAUUGGCUAUGUCCCAUGAUUGCAAACUUCUUCACCGGUUUUGGAAUGAUCAUCAUCAUCAGUGUCGGGAUCACAAUGAUCAGUGAAUUCAUGCCGGGCGACUCGCGAGGUUUGGCGGCAUCUGUCUUUAUACGUAAUGUUCUUGGCUGCGUGGGCACUGUCGUGGCAGCACCGAUGCUUAGUACACUAGGGAAUGGAUGGACGUUCACUCUUUGGGCAUUCGUGGCUCUGGCGAGCUCCUUGGUAAUUGUCGCGGUCACGAAGUAUGGUCCGCGAUGGAGGGAGUCUAUGGUUGCGUCUGGUGCAGUGAGAUCUUUUUAA
Talaromyces marneffei is the source of this 1632-nucleotide messenger RNA. RefSeq lists its product as uncharacterized. Gene Ontology annotation, molecular function: polyamine transmembrane transporter activity. The record is from RefSeq and is a predicted model, not a curated record. Gene Ontology annotation, biological process: intracellular polyamine homeostasis; transmembrane transport. NCBI's taxonomy places the organism in Eukaryota, Fungi, Ascomycota, Eurotiomycetes, Eurotiales, Trichocomaceae. The transcript has 3 exons. Bases 1 to 1632 code for a protein of 543 amino acids.